Amoebophrya sp. A25 is the source of this 4772-nucleotide messenger RNA. Lineage: Eukaryota; Dinophyceae; Syndiniales; Amoebophryaceae. The record is from the annotation of a GenBank genome assembly.
AGAUCCAUCCACGCCGAUCUGUGCACUUUCUCUUUUUUUUUCCGUAUGCCUGACCCCAGAGGCAGACGAGUUCCUUCAUGUCCUAUCAUCAUCAUCGUCAUCUCAUCAUCUAAGUGGAGCCAUCACUUUCGUGCCAAACAAGAACUUCCCAGCUUAACUCAACAUCAGUUUUUUUUGCUAAUUCCAAAUCAGUAUCACUGUUCUGAUCCGAUGUUGAAUAGCAACAUAUAGUGAGUUAUGAGUUGUAUACUCGCUCGCAAAGGAGUUGUGUGCUAGGUAUCUUUUGAUCUCCACGUAUAAGUACUUAUAUAAAAAGGUCGGUGGAGUAUCCACUUCUAUUUUUAUUUCAUCUGUCUAGUCACAGUCUACUCUAUGGGUACGGGUAUGGUGAAGAUAUCAUUGGAGCUGGAGGCGCGAGGACAUCCUUGCAUCGCACAAGGCUAAGAGAUAUUUUCUGGAUUGUGUAUCUUUGGUGGUGCGCGGCGUCGACAAGCUCGAUAAGGGACGAGGAGCAGUAUUGCAUCCAUCUGAAGUAUGUUGGUAAGAAACAGGCGGCUGCGCUGGCAACCUGUUGCAGCCAAGAAAAUCAUCAUGUCAACGAAUUCACCAGAAAACCCGUGGAUGGAGCCAAAUUCUUGCGGUACUCGGACGAGCAUAAGAGGUCCUUGUCGAGUUAGAAGAACUACAAUACGCAGUGAUUGGUGCCCGAGUACAGCUGCUGCACUUCUGCUUCUAGGACCACUAGCGGGCAAUAUCAGCGUCGUCGGUGUUUCUGGUAGUGUACCAGAUCCCAUCGUCGAUAUUUGGAUACCGAAAGCGCGGAGUGACGAUACUUAUCCUUCACAGAGGGCUGUGGGCGAACGCUACGCAUCAUUGUGUCCCGAAGUGCGUACGACCCUUGAGACGGUUGGGACACUGGUUGCCAACAAGGGCCAGAGCGUGGAUUGGGCCACUGAUAAUGAUCCGCAAAAAAUAAAAGAACUAAAGGACGCACUGAAACUGUUUGAAGGAAACUUCACCCGAUAUGUUCCGUUUCUGCGUGGAGAGGAGUGGAAAAGUGACAAGUACGUACAGGUGGAACACGCGGACGAUAAGAAGGGGGUGGCGGUGAAACCUACGCUUAGAAAAAAUGACAAUAAUCAAUUGCUGGGGCUGAGCAAUGCUGAUUUUGUGAAAUACGCAGAAGGAAAAGAACAGCCAAGUCUCGCCACUGAUGAUGGUAGACCGUUAGAGAAACGAGCAAUCACGUUUCUAGACGUUGCUGCGGACGCACUGGGGAAUUGGCUAGUAGAUCCCACUGUUAAGGCUUCUCUCGAUAACUCAUUUUCUCAGCAAAGGGAUAAAAAUUACUCCCUCAGUUUUCUAAGUAGAACGAGAAACCUGAGACAAAUAUCCACGUAGAUAAUGACUUGUUAUCUCGACAGCUCUAAUACAGGCGCGCCUAGUACUUGGGGUCUGAGAACUCACGAACCAGAUUUCGAACCCGAAGUUGCUGACGCACCCACGUCCUUAGUACUCGGAUGGAAAUACUACAUCGACGAUACAAACGGUUACAAGAAAAGUGCCGUGGCGCGAUUGGCCUAUCUCCUGCAGCAGUGUAUUCCUCCUCGUUUUGUAUGAAGUCUUGACUUUCCAUUUUUACUGGUUGAGAAAGUCAACUUUUUCGAUCUCUGUUAUUGUCUGGAAGUGGAAAAUUAGACCAGGACUUUUCUCGUUGUGGUUGUACAACCUUUAGAUGCCGCCACUGGCAAGGCCUGGCGCACUCCCUUACACCCCCACCCUGGCCUUCGAAGCCGUCGAUAUCCGCAGAGAAGCAGCUGCCAAGGCUAUCCGGCCGGCCGCGCAUGGUGGCAACAUCUGGCCCAAAGGUCGGAGCCAACCAAGGGGCACCCCUGGCAAGUACUUUUUGGCAAAAAAAUCGCGACAAAAAUGGAGCGCAUUUUGCGCCCCAUUUUUGAAAAUAAUACGUCGACACGUUUUGCGAGAACCGAAACGGUCCCACCUACUGGGGCCUAGGGGUCUGCCUUAAGGCGACACUUUUAGGGCCAAAAGUGUCGCCAAAUGACCCGCCUCGUUCGAGGGGUGAAAGUGUGCCCUUUUUGACACGCCUCCGAAGCGACUCCGACCGGAGCCACUUAAGGGAGGCGGCUCCUCUGGUGACGCCUAUAGAGUCCACGUUUCGCCACCCCAUGGAAGGGGGUCCCGCUUAGCGGGUCCACUGCAAAACUAGCGGAGUGCCGACGCCGGUCCAUAGAGGGCGGGGCCUCCUUAGGCUACUCAAAAACAAAAAAUAGAAUUUGGUUGCUCAACGAGAAAAGUCCUGGUCUAUGAAAAGGAAAGGUCUCUGCCUGUCGGAGCGACAUGAAAAUGAAUGAGAUCAGAGACCCAUGAAACUGAUCCAAGUAAAUCAAUCCAAUGAUCUUUGUCGUUGUCAGCGCCUUACUUUUAUAAAUAUUGUUAUCAUGCAUAUGUAGUUUCGACGUCAAGGUCGAACUCGAGUCAUCAAAUGUUAUUGGUGAUGCUUGCAUUCUCAUUCCAGAUUCUGUUGACGGGCUCCAGCGACCAGACGUGUUAAACUGUACGCAAACGACAUCCACAACGAGUACCACUACGACCACACCCUCAGCGGCUGUUCAAGAGGAGGAGGACGAGGGUCUUAGUACCUUUAAGGCUCACAACAAUUCAUCUUCAGAAGCAUCUUUACCCCCUCUGCUAAAGGGAAAACACGCCAAAGAUGCACUUAAAGACGAAUAUAUGUGAGGUCUAAUGCCUGGGCUAUAGUUGCAAUCGUCGUUGGAAGCGUGGCUGCUGCUUUGCUUAUGGAAAAUUUUGGUGUUCAGUACAUAAAUCAAAUGCAGUAGUCUGUCAUGUUUUUUAUGUAGUGUCUCUUCACUUUUCAUCAUCGUUUUCCUUGUUCGACAUGUCUAUUCUACUUCUAGUUCUUGUUGCACCGUAGAGGUUGUUUAUACUCUUCAUGAGUAGACGUCGUGGACUGCUCUUCUCUAAUCACUUGCUUGGCUGCGUCGUUUAUUCGUAUUGCUGCAGGACUCAGAGGGGGUGGGGUGGAGCUAGCGGCUACUACGGCGAGGCGGGAACAGGUUAUGACGCAUACGGAAACUACUACCAGGGUGGAGCACAGUGGACCAGCCCCGUACCAGGAGGUACGUGUUUCUCUUUUUGUCCCAUAUAUUAUGAUUUUCUCCGUCUCGAUCUCGUAGUCGUCGUGCUCAUACUCCUGACAAUAAACAGAACGACCGACUUUGUCUUUGACUUACUCUUUUGCUUUUCUCUAAUGAAAACACAUCAAGAUCAAACUCCUAGAAUUAGCACUGCUCCUUAGCUCUGCUUCUGGAGUCUUUUUGAAGCAGGACCCCUCUGGUAUCAUCGUACUUAACCCUCGCAGGUGCGCCAUACUAUUAUGGAUACGGAAAGGGAAAAGGCCCCGAGAGUGGGUAUGGUGGUCCAGCACCAAUGGUUCCGCGUAAAGGAAAGAUGGGCAUGGGCGGCAAAGGGACGAAGUAUUUUCCUUGCAUUUUUUAGCAUGAAGAUACGAUGAUAAGUAUUUCUUUUUUUUCUCUGACAUUCAGCACUUUCACUUGAAGAUUCAAGAGAAAUAUAGGCUGGGAUCCGUAGUAGUGGUAGUCGUUCGGCCAUAAUGAAAAAUAUGUUUGCAUUGGAAAAUGUUGGCGUUGUCGUCAUGGUCGUUGGAAAGCGCUUUUUUGAAGUCGGAACUUCUGAAUCAAAAACCUGCAGCUCGUUGAGUUAUUGAUGAUCGACGAGUCCUUACAUCAUCUACUUCAACUUUAUUCUGUCAUCAGGGCAAUGGGAAAGCCGCCGGCACAACUGACGUCGAAUCCGCUGCUGAUAGGUAAGGCACCAGCGGGAUCUACUGUGAAGAUGAAGUAUAGCACGGCAAAAAGCCUUUGGAGCGGUAAAAAAGGUAAGAAGUCAAUGGAGGAGACUUUGGGCAACGUUCAGCAAAAAGGCUUUCACCAAGUGCGAGCGUGAAAAGGAAGAUCAGUAGAACUUCUAACUCAAGACUUGUCGUGGUGUAAGUAGAUGUGCGUCGCAGUAGGGCGACCGUCGAUGAUGCAUUUUUAGGAUGCGGACGUGUUGAAGAGAUGCGACGUAUGAUCAUCACUGCCCUGGAGAUUACACUGCACACGUGGAUAAGAUGUUAGCUAUAAAAUAAAAAGGGUAUAAUUGAUGUUAUAUAUAGUUAUGGUUGAACUAUUUUAAUUAAGUGCAUAGCGUUAUUUUUGUGGUUAUACGAAAAUGCCACUUCACAUUUGCUAUUCUACCCAGUAGAUCAAACGUGAGCCUCCGCACCCGGGAAUACUAUUUAUUAUGCUGUCUUGCUCAUGUUCAUGAUCUACAACUACAUUUAUGUUUUCUUGUAUGACAAUCACUACUUAGUACUUAGACUUACAAACUGAAAUUAUAUUUUUCAUAGAAAGACGAGAGGGAGACCACGAGACUGAGGUUUAGUCUUGUCAAACACCUAGGCGUACGUCUUCACCAGGAGAAGUUUGAUGGGCACAUAGUUACUAAGCAGAACAUUUUGAGUUGUUCAAUUACCAGAUUAUUGACAUUGUGCACGCGCAAAUAUUAAGAUGUUGAUCCACCUGAUCCUGGCUGAAGUCGGGUAUUUAUUUUCAUAUCGCAGUGAUGUAGCAACUAAGACUUUGUCUGCGGAACAAAAGCAUCAAUUUCCUGUGUUCAAAGAGGCUCUGAAAUGCUGGGUUGUAAUCGGAGAUCACACUCAGAGCUCG